AUGUUUUUUGGGCCGGGUAAGAGGAAAGGAUUUUCCUCCUUUAAAGUGGUAGACAGAUCAAAUAAAACCCGGAAAUCCACCGUCCAACUUCCUUCUACUCUGCCUCUGGAAAAAGAGCAACAUCGUAGUGUGGAAGAUGUGGAACAAGGUGAAGAAGAGGAAGAUCCGUGCGCUUUGUGUGAUGGUGACCCGCCAGAUUCCGACGAUGAUGUGGUGCCCACUUCCUCCACCAGCUCCUACAAAAUGCGCAAGGAAAGGCUCCACAAAAACUGGGAAUCCUUGCGAUCCACAUUGCUGAAGUUCUCUGUUGAAAUGGAAGGUUUCGUGCCCCAUCAAUGUAAUUGUGGUAAAACGGUGGAAAGUCGAUGCAGGGAUUGUAGCUUUACGGCAUACUUCUGCCUUGAUUGCUGUAAUCACCUGCAUCAGACCAAACAUCAUUUUCAUCACCCAGAAAUAAUACAGGACGGUGUUUGGAAAUUGCACACUGUUCCUGACAGGACAUUGAGUAAUCCCUAUCAUUCUUGCUCAUUUUCCUACACAAGGGAAAUAACGGUUAUAGAUGAAAGAGAAAAGGAAGAUAUAUGCCCAAUUUAUUGA
Molecule: messenger RNA, 597 nt
Organism: Pocillopora verrucosa
Lineage: Eukaryota; Metazoa; Cnidaria; Anthozoa; Scleractinia; Pocilloporidae
Source: RefSeq, a predicted model, not a curated record